This is a messenger RNA of Microthlaspi erraticum, 381 nucleotides long. Lineage: Eukaryota; Viridiplantae; Streptophyta; Magnoliopsida; Brassicales; Brassicaceae. The record is from the annotation of a GenBank genome assembly.
AUGUACAGUGCUGAUGGCUCCAUUCCUUGUCAAAGUCUCAGGAAACAUGCACGAUCACUCUAUCUUGCAGCUGACAAAUAUGAGAUUCCACAUCUAAGGGACAUAUGCAGAAAAGAGCUUAUAUCCUCUCUCAAUCCAUCUAAUGCUGUUAGCAUCCUUGAGCUUGCCCAAAUCCCUUUAGACAUAGUCCUUCACCAUUGCGCAUUCGCGGUUGUCAGGAGCAAUUUUAACACGAUUGCUUACUCUGAUAAGUUCAAGUCGUUUGCCAUCAAUUACCCAGAUCUUGCCGUGGAGAUAAUGAAAAGUUAUCUUACUUCCUCUAAGAGCAGAAAGAUUUGUAGUUACUGUGGUUCCCGUUGUCGUUCCUGCUGCAACUACUAG